This is a messenger RNA of Fusarium sp. VM40, 1584 nucleotides long. NCBI's taxonomy places the organism in Eukaryota, Fungi, Ascomycota, Sordariomycetes, Hypocreales, Nectriaceae. The record is from the annotation of a GenBank genome assembly.
AUGAUGCCCCAGGCCAUUGGCCAAGCUCCUUUCUAUUUCUACAACCCAGAGUCCAAGCAUGAGAUGCGACAACACUUCACUCAACAACAAAUGCACAUGUAUCCCAUGGUCCCUACGCUGCCUUCAACUCCCGUCUACUCCCGACCUAGCUCAGCCAGCAACUCUCAGCUUCCUACUCUCUACAGCAAUGGUCCCGCCGUCAUGACUCCUACUGCCUCACCUCAGCCUAUGUCGCACAAGCCUGCCAUUCUUCUGGAGAACGAGCUAUACGAGAACUCGUACUUCCCUUCAACACCGCCUCUGUCCACUUCCGGCAGCACCAUCGGCAGCCCCAGCGCCUGCGAGAUGCUCCAGACUCCCAUGAACCCAAUGUUCUCCGGUCUUGAUGGUGUUGAUGGCAUUGACGGUUUCAAGGAGGCCCUCGAGCCUGUUGAAACAGCCGUGCUCGACUGGUCAAACUGUGGAUCCCCCCCAAUGACACCUGUGUACCUUCAAUCUCAACUCGGCAACGCUUCCUCUCUUAGCAACACGCCGUCUCUGUCGCCCUCACCUGCGCCCUAUGCGCGAUCUGUCUCGACUCCCGAUUUGGAUGUUGACUUCUGUGACCCAAGAAACUUGACAGUUGGCACUGGUGCCAUCAACACCACUCUCGCCCCUGAGUUCUGUGUCGACGAGAUCAAGGUUGAGCCCAAGAUUGCUGCUUCGUCUUUUGACUUCAACCCUGCCAUUCCUCACAGCCUCCCCACUUUUGAGGAUUUUUCCGACUUUGAGUCUGAAGACGACUUUGUCAACAGCCUCGUCAACCUCACUGAGCAGACUGCCACCGCCUCAGCUGACGUCACCCGACCCAGAGCUUGCACUGGGUCCUCAGUUGUCUCCCUUGGCCACGGCAGCUUUAUCGGUGACGAGGAUCUUUCCUUUGACGAGAACGAGGCCUUCCAGUUCCCUUCCCACCCCAGCCCUCCCUCAAGCUGUGCUUCUGAGGAUUGCCACCACGAUAAGCGUGUGAAGAAGAGCCACGCCAACGAAAACCACACCGGCCCCAUCAUGAACGUUGCUGCUUCUGCUACUGAGUCCGGCAACACACAGGAGUCUUCCAACCAGGCUGCUGAUGCCAGCGAUUCUGGUGCCACCUCCGGAUCUGAGGGCUCCCCUGCUCCCCUUCCUGCUCCUGCCAACCGCCGAGGGCGCAAGCAGUCUCUUACUGAGGAUCCUUCCAAGACCUUCGUCUGUGAUCUUUGCAACCGCCGAUUCCGCCGCCAGGAACACCUUAAGCGCCACUACCGCUCUCUCCACACUCAGGAGAAGCCCUUCGAGUGCAACGAGUGCGGCAAGAAAUUCUCCCGCAGCGAUAACCUUGCUCAGCAUGCCCGAACUCACGGAAGUGGUGCCAUCGUCAUGAACCUCAUGGAUGAUGACUCCCACAUGUAUGACGGCUCAAUGGUUCCAACCUCAGCAGAUGAUUACACCAAUUACGGCAAGGUCUUGUUCCAGAUCGCUUCCGAGGUUCCCGGCAGUGCAAGUGAGCUGUCCUCAGACGAGGGUAGUGAUGAUGGCAAGAAGAAGCGCAAGCGCUCAGACUAA